GCCCCUGCCCGUGGAUGCAUCUCAAUCAUUCAAGGCCUGACAACCAAAAUCUCGUUGUCUUCUUUCCUUCACCAUCCUCAUGAAAAAGAGAUCAAAAUACCGCCUAUCCCCGUACACGGACACCACUAUUCGAUCUAUUAGAUAUUGUAGCAUCAUACUCCUUCAUAUAGCCCCUUGUUUGCGACCAUGAAGGAGUAUUUAGACUCUGACCGAGUCAAUUUCUUGAUUUGGAGAUAUUUAAUAGAAGGCAAUUAUCGAGAGACAGCCGUCAAGUUCCAAAAAGAGUGGCAGGUCAAGGAACCUCACCGACAGCUACCUUUCGCGCAACAUGUCAAAAGUCAUGCGCUAGUCAAUGUCAUAAACAAGGGUCUAUUGUAUAACUCGUUAGAAAGAGAGCAUGCACAAUCGCAACAGUUAUCCCGUGAUGCCACCGCGGCGGCAGUGGCCGAGGCGAUGCAACUAGGUAUUUUUGGUCCACUGCAACUUGCAGGUCCACCGCUUCACCAGCAGGAGAAACAGCAGCAAACGGAGGAAAUGGACCAGGAUGACGAGGCAGAAACAGAAACAGUAGCUGCAACAACAACUACGUCCGGUAUUGAUGCAGAAAACAACCGAAAGCGUCAAAUUGAAAGGCAAUCACAAACGGCGCUUCUGAAUGGCUCCCCAGCUAAGCGACCAAGACUGAGUAAUGGGUACGAAAAUGGGGUGGAUGCAGCCACAACUCCGAUGGAACUUGACGGGCAGAACGACGACAACCAUGCUUACCCUUCCCCCCAAGAGGGCGAGCAGGCGCCAACACCAACUCCCCGAACUGACGGACCCGACCAGGGCACACAGGUCGACAAAGUCCAGGAAUUGGCUACCGAAACCACAUUUAUCCCCCUAGGCUCUGGUCACGACGAUGCGCCAACAUCUUCACCUACCACAGCAUUGGCAAGAAUCAAUGGCGAGAACGCGCCUGUGCUACUGCAUUGUCAGUGGCAUCCCCGAGAUCCCACCAUCUUGGCGGCUGCUGGAACCGAUGCGCUAGCCCGCAUCUGGAACGUUUCUCGUGGAGCCACAACCGACCCUGCAUUCAAUGGUCACGUGAAUGGCGCCGUUCCAAGUUUCCACUCCCUAGUCGAAGACGAUAUCAAGUCUACGGCCACAAUUACUGCCAUGGCCUGGAAUUGGGACGGGUCUACUAUUGCUAUCGCUACAGACUCGGAUUCGAAAGCUCGAAUUGACCUCUGGACUUACGAAGGUGCUCAUCUACAACGUUUCGAGGUUGCCGAACCUCCCGUCUUUAAAUUGCGCUGGAAUCCUAAUAAUACAAUUAUCUUGGGCAUCGCACCAGAUAACGGCGGCGCUUUAAUAACUAUUUAUCAUGCCUUAUCGAAUAAUACACUGACAUAUUCCCUCCCACGACACGAUCUUGAUUCGGAGCCGCUUGAUGCUGCAUGGAUUAGCGAAUCCGAGUUUCUAAUAGGUGGUGGUGACUUAUUAAUGGCUUUACGGUGUGCUGAUGGGGAAAUUGCUGAAAUCCGAAAGUUCGACACUCGCGAAGGUGAUACCUUGACCCAAGUCCAAUUUGACUGGAAGACAUCGCUGGUAGCUACUUGUGGGGAGAAGGGUUUUAUCGACAUCUGGGACAGCAACGGUAAACGGCGUGAGAUAGAAGCUCACUACGAUGCGGUCACGGCGUUAGCUUGGCAGCCCUUGCAGCAGACGCCCCCGGAUGACGAGCGGCUCUUGGCUUCUGGUGGCGAAGACGGGGCUAUUUUUAUAUGGAACGCCCUGGCUCUUAACGGGAAAGCGAAAUGUUCCAUGACCAUGGAUUCGCCAAUCGUUUCGAUGGCGUUUACCCCCGAUGGUGCAUUUAUAGCUGUGGCUACGAUCGAGAAGAUUUUAAUCUGGAAGGUCGGUGACUGCAAUAUUCCCCGGGCAAGUUGGAGCCGAGCGCCCCAUCCUGGUUGGCUUAGCCCACGAAUGAACUCCGAGUCGGAGAAGGAGGAUGAACAUUGUUUAGAAUGGGAUGUAACAGGUCAUAAGCUUGCUUAUGGAGUCAACAGCCGGCUCGCUAUUAUCAACUUCCGAUGAUAGACUACAAUUAUACCUCUGUUACCUCCACUAGCAAACGCAUAGAAUCACGCUAUAUCCCAGUUAUCGGUGGGAUGAUAGCGACUAUCAUAACGUAUCAGGAUAUAUCUGUCGGCUCAAGGCCUCGACUGGUUGCUGAUAGCGAAAAGUCGCUACUGAAGGCAUACCAAUAUCAUACAGCAUUUUCGAGUGCAAUAACUAGCUCCCACGAAGCUAUGGAAUCUAUGAUCUAGUACCGCAGGGUCCAAAUACCACUGGUAACGAUUUGGGGAAAUCAAGGACAGCCGUUCUAGGUUGUGAAACGAAUCGUCGCGAUAGGUGUCAUGGAGCUACUACGGGGACUGUCAUUACUGAUUAUUAUGACAAAAACGAGGAGAAGACUCCUGGGUAUCGAAUCGGCAUGUCUGGCUAUCUUGGAGGCGGCGAGGCGUUAUUAUCAUAUAGCUAGGAGCAUUGGGGUGAGGCAUUUUUCCAGGGUAUACAUAAGCCAACGGAUUGUCCUUUUUUGUAUAAGCACUGCACCCGGCAUCCACAGCGAAUCCGUGUUAGCGUACGAACUGUGAGAGUCAUGUCAGAUAAUUCUAUUAUGUCGUUCAAACCUAGCCUAGGUCAGCUCUACGACUUCCAUCUCAACAAUGUGAAGG
Daldinia vernicosa is the source of this 2723-nucleotide messenger RNA. Its product is annotated as WD40 repeat-like protein. Gene Ontology annotation, cellular component: Set3 complex. The transcript is spliced from 6 exons. Gene Ontology annotation, molecular function: protein binding; transcription corepressor activity. Gene Ontology annotation, biological process: regulation of transcription by RNA polymerase II. The record is from RefSeq and is a predicted model, not a curated record. The coding region runs from base 187 to 2079 and encodes 630 amino acids. Lineage: Eukaryota; Fungi; Ascomycota; Sordariomycetes; Xylariales; Hypoxylaceae.